Molecule: messenger RNA, 669 nt
Organism: Penicillium crustosum
Lineage: Eukaryota; Fungi; Ascomycota; Eurotiomycetes; Eurotiales; Aspergillaceae
Product: peroxiredoxin
Exons: 6
Coding region: 1-669 (222 amino acids)
Biological process (GO): cellular oxidant detoxification; cell redox homeostasis; cellular response to oxidative stress
Cellular component (GO): cytosol; mitochondrion
Molecular function (GO): thioredoxin peroxidase activity
Source: RefSeq, a predicted model, not a curated record
AUGGCUGACCGCGCUCCUCCCCUCCGCCUGGGCUCUACUGCCCCCAACUUCAAGGCUCUGACCACCAAGGGCGAGAUCGACUUCCACGAGUGGAUUGGCGACAAGUGGGCUAUUCUGUUCUCACACCCUGCGGAUUUCACACCAGUCUGUACCACUGAGCUCGGCGCCUUCGCCAAGCUCGAGCCCGAGUUCACCCAGCGUGGUGUUAAGUUGAUUGGACUGAGUGCCAACGCACUUGAUUCCCACGAGGAGUGGAUCAAGGACAUCAACGAAGUCGCCUCGACUCAAGUCCAAUUCCCAAUUAUCGCAGAUGCUGAGCGCAAGGUCGCCUUCCUCUACGACAUGAUUGAUGCUCAAGAUUUGGAGAAUGUGGACAGCAAGGGCAUCGCCUUCACCAUCCGCUCCGUGUUCAUCAUCGACCCUGCCAAGAAGAUCCGCCUGAUCUUGGCCUACCCUGCCUCUACUGGACGUAACACAGCUGAGGUUCUCCGGGUUGUUGACUCUCUCCAGACCGCUGAUAAGAGAGGUGUAACCACCCCGAUCAAUUGGCUGGCGGGCGAUGACGUUAUUGUGCCACCAACAGUUAGCACCGAGGAUGCCAAGAAGAAGUUCGGCGAGAUCCGUGAAGUGAAGCCUUACCUUCGUUUCACUACUCUUAAGGAUCAGUAA